AUGAAGCUAACAAAGACCUUGCAACGAGUUGUACAGCUUAAAUUUACGCAAAUGAUCACGAGUGGCUCUAAAGAUUCUGCAGGGUUCAUUGGCUGUCAUUCAUCAAUUAGAGAAUUAGAUGAUUGCCGAACAGAAAAACUCCUUGCCAGUAGAUUUGAAACACAGAAUGUAUCGAGCAGGUCGAUGUCGUCAUUGAAGAAGUUUUUGGAUUACUCUAAAGUCCCUAAAAUAAAUGAGGCAGAUAUUGAGAUACAAUAUGUUAGAGGAAGCGGCCCAGGAGGACAAGCGACUAAUAAAACAAACAACGCAGUUCAAAUCAAACACAAGGAAACAGGUAUAGUAGUUAAAUGUCACCAGACAAGAAGUCAGUGGGACAACCAGAAAAAGGCGAUACAAAUCUUGACAACUAAGUUGGAUAAUUUGAUAAAUGGAGAAAAUUCCAUUGAGGCUCAGAUCAAAUCUAUUCAAUCAAAAAAAUUAGCUAGCAAAGAAAAAAAACGGAGAAGAUUGGAUGAACUAAAAGCAGCUUUCAAAGAGCGUGAAGGACUCAAAUGAUUUAUCAUUUUAACAAAUAGUUAUGUCAAUCAUGAAUUAUGAAUUCUUGUACUCGCCAAACUAUAGCUAAGCAUUGUAGUUGCUCUUAGGUAUUCAAAACAUGAAAAUAAACGUGAUGAAAAAUU
Messenger RNA from Athalia rosae (coleseed sawfly), 680 nucleotides. RefSeq names its product mitochondrial translation release factor in rescue. The record is from RefSeq and is a predicted model, not a curated record. The coding region runs from base 1 to 555 and encodes 184 amino acids. Gene Ontology annotation, molecular function: translation release factor activity. NCBI's taxonomy places the organism in Eukaryota, Metazoa, Arthropoda, Insecta, Hymenoptera, Athaliidae. Gene Ontology annotation, cellular component: mitochondrion. Gene Ontology annotation, biological process: translational termination. The transcript has a single exon.